ACGAUCAGAUCAUCUACUUUGCUUGUCUCAUUGGACAUGGAGCUUAUGCUAUGGGAAAAGGGAUUGUAAUUUGGUGCUGUUUGUAGAGGUGAUUACACUGAUAGAAUCCAAUCGUUGCUGGUCCCAGCACAUCUGGAAAGUCCUGCAAGGCCUCCACUACAGAAGGCCCAGAGACAGCAAGUAAAAUCCUUCAUGACCCUUGACCACCAAAUCGUCAAUCAGACUCUCAAACGGUCACACUCUGCCACAUCAAGCUGUGGUCUUCUGGCACAGAAUGGAUACACAUAUCCUGACAGUGCCACUGGCCUUGCAGGAAAUCCACUCACCAAAUUGCUAGCUCUCGGAGAAGAUGUCAGAGCGGAAUGGCAUAUGGAGGACGUUAUUGAGGAUGUGAUUGGUAUGGAAUCAAGUUUUAAAGAAGAAGGAACAGACUCUCCUGUGCUAAUGCAAAGUACAUUGUCGGGAAGUAUUUUGGAUGCAUAUAGUGAUGAACGGGGAAUUUCACCAAUUAAUAUGGGGCUUACAAAUGCUUCCUGUCCAAUUAGUCUACCAAUGAAAACAGAAAUUGCAGAAACUGACACCAGAGCAUUGGCAAAAGAGAGACAAAAAAAGGACAAUCACAACCUCAUCGAAAGAAGAAGAAGGUAUAAUAUUAAUUACCGAAUCAAGGAGCUCGGCACUCUUAUUCCGAAGUCUAAUGAUCCUGAUACACGCUGGAACAAAGGAACCAUUCUGAAAGCAUCCGUGGAGUAUAUCAAGUGGCUACAAAAAGAACAACAGAGAGCCCGAGAGUUAGAACACAGGCAGAAGACGUUAGAGCAGGCUAACAGGCGACUUCUACUUCGGAUUCAGGAACUAGAAAUACAGGCUCGUGCCCAUGGUCUGCCAACCCUGGCUUCCCUUGGCACAGUCGAUUUAGGUGCUCACCUCACCAAACAGCAGACUCCUGAGCAGAGUUCAGUAGACUAUUGCCAACAACUGACUCCAUCUCAGGGGCCAAGCCCCAAGCUCACUGAUCAAGCUAUGGCCUUCUCUGAUCCUUUGUCACACUUCACAGAUUUAUCAUUUAGUGCUGCUUUGAAAGAGGAGCAAAGAUUGGAUGGCAUGCUGCUGAAUGACACAGUGUCCCCGUUUGGAACAGAUCCACUGCUCUCUGCUGCUUCCCCUGCAGUUUCUAAAUCCAGCAGUAGAAGAAGCAGCUUUAGCUCAGAGGAUGGUGAGGAAUUAUAAGACCCAAACAGGCUCAGUUCAUCAACUAGGAAGUAAUGCUAUGCCGGUACUAUUCAACUAUGUUCCGAGUUUGUUUCAUAUAUGCUUUGGAUUAGUUUUCUUUCCAAGAAUAUAUUGUCCACAAAAACCUCAUUAGAAGCAACAGAAGAAUGCACAGGAAGAAAAAGAAAAUGGUAUUGAAUUAUUGAGGACUAUAUUUGAUAUUUUCCUUUUUUCAGUGGAGUCCAUGUGUACUUAUAUUUUGUUUUCUGGAAAGAGGUACAGCAUAUGAAAUAUCUCUGCAUUCAUGUUCUAAUGAAGCAACAUGAUAACUCACUAUUGGAACGGCCUGUAAGAGUAAAUUGAAUGAAAGAUACAAUGCUUCUCUUAGGCAUUCACAUCUGUACUCUGCUGUUUACCUCCUACUACAAGUUUUUUAAAAAUCAAAACCAACAGAUGUGAUGGUCAUUGUCUUUUCCCACUGUCUGCAAGACAUAUCUAAAGUUCAAGUCGUAGAGAAGAAAUAAUUAGAAAAUAGAUUAUCUCUCACUUGUAACUGAAAUGUAAAUCUAUCAAAAAUAUAGGAUUGUUUUACAAUAUAACACAGAAAAUUUAUAAAAACAUUGGAUACUAAAAUUAGAUUGUAAUUUCUUUAGUCAGAUUAGUUGCACUGAUUCUAAAAGCAUCCUUGUAUAUUUAUCUUCACAUAUUCUAUUCAGAAUAAUGAGCAAGAACAAUUUCUUGAGGAACAUGGUCUACAUUUUAUCAUUUCCACAAAUUAUACCCGCACAUAAAUAUACAGUGUGGGCAGUAUUAUAUUGCUAUUUUUCAUUGUUUUAAUUACCUAAUCAGUAUCAGAAAUCACAUUCUAUUGGGUAAUCAUUUUUAGUAAAUAAAAUAUAAAAAUGU
Messenger RNA from Fukomys damarensis (Damara mole-rat), 2118 nucleotides. RefSeq names its product transcription factor EC (gene Tfec). Lineage: Eukaryota; Metazoa; Chordata; Mammalia; Rodentia; Bathyergidae. The transcript has 8 exons. Gene Ontology annotation, molecular function: DNA-binding transcription factor activity, RNA polymerase II-specific; protein dimerization activity; RNA polymerase II cis-regulatory region sequence-specific DNA binding. Gene Ontology annotation, biological process: regulation of transcription by RNA polymerase II. The coding region runs from base 193 to 1230 and encodes 345 amino acids. Gene Ontology annotation, cellular component: nucleus. The record is from RefSeq and is a predicted model, not a curated record.